GGCCCUCCGUCUUUGCUCAUCCCUCUUGCUGAUUUUGACGUUCAUGCCGCAACGCGAAACCACCAGACGUGAGGUGCCGACGAACCCACUGAACCCAGCAAACGGACUGCUUCAAACGGUCUGGAAGCUCGCCCUCCACAUCAGGAAUACGGUAUAUUGUGCCACCAAUUUAUCGGGCGACCUCCCACCAUGUCCUUUCGUACCAAAAGGACCACGGCCUUACGGUGAUGGCAAAGGAGACAUAACACUACUCGGUACGCCCAAGGGAACUGGAAGACCCGACCCAAGUCAAAACAAACACAUCGGGCUGUGUGCAAGUCGACAUGUCAUGUUUUCGGCGGCCUGCUGCUGUCAAGAGUCAAGACAACCCCUCGCUUAGAGACCAGAUUUGCAGAAUUUGAUGCCCUCUUGUCUCCUACGAUUCGGUUUUUUUUUUCUGGCUACUGCCACUAGGAGGAGGACUAAGAGAUUUGGAGCGGGACGUUCGGCGGCUGAGCUCGCGUGGCAGACAGGGAUCAGAGAAUAUCUUCUUGCCAUUCAAUGCACUGCAUACCAUUUUGUGGCUGCAGAGAAGUCUCAGAUGUCAGGAGAUCGGAACGUCAGCAAGCGAAAGAGGCGCACGGAACAGCCGUGAAUUAUCUUGACCUGGUUGAACAACCUGCUGUCAAGCUGCAGCCUGAUCGGUUCGAAAUUCAAGGUACUGCUCCCUUCCGAAAUGCUGCAGUAACCGCAUUCGAAAGCGUUGCCGAUUGUGCAACCAUCUGGAGGGACAAGGCCAGGACGAGUUGUUUGCGAACGCGACCCUCUCCUGGAAGCAAGAAAUUACAUCUCGGACUGACACCGGGAAACGACUUGAACUGGGACGCUGAUGCGCCUUUCUGGUGGUGUCUGACCGUGCCACCAUCUGUAUUGGCUUACUUGGAAGCACCUCUGCUGGAGCUCCUCACAACCGGUGUGUCAUACCACAGCAUGUCCUCCGAGAAGUUCUCCGUAUCGGCUGAGCGCUUUCGAAUUCUCUUGUUGCACAGGUUCUUCCCAUCCCCACCCUAUCUGAGGUCAGACUGGAUGCAAUGAUAGGGAACACCGGAACCCGAUGCUGACGGGUUUGUCUACGUUGUAGCGCCCACGUGUCUUCUCAAAUCGCGAAGCAAUGGGAAUGUACCAACUUCAGGUUGUUACAAGUUCUUGGCUGCCCGGGUGGACUAAGGUUCGCCAGACGCAGGCGUUAGCGAGAUGCAGUACCGAGCUCGCCAGGUACAAACAUUUCAGCUCGCAAAGAGCUAACCGCCAAGAGGGAAUCAGAAGCGUGGGCUAACAGCAAGUCGUCGCUUAUGUCUUCUUUAACUCAAAAGUUGCAGUCGUCAUAUCGGCAAUAGUGACAAAUGUAUUAGUAGCUUACCAUCGCUUGGGAGGACAUCCAGUGCGCAUUUUUUAUUAUUUCUGGUGUCCAUGGCCGGGUAGACCGGUGAGCCGGUGGUGUGAGGGUGUGGGAUACCAAAUACAGGGGCAGCGAGGCAGCCGGAUUGCUGACGAAACUCCGGAGUUCGGUGGUUCUGGGCAACUGCC
Messenger RNA from Cladophialophora immunda, 1566 nucleotides. RefSeq lists its product as uncharacterized. Lineage: Eukaryota; Fungi; Ascomycota; Eurotiomycetes; Chaetothyriales; Herpotrichiellaceae. The coding region runs from base 541 to 1074 and encodes 177 amino acids. The transcript is spliced from 2 exons. The record is from RefSeq and is a predicted model, not a curated record.